AAGACUCGCACAGCGAACCAGUGGCGAGAGCCAUAUUAGAGCGUCCGAGGCUCCCAACUGUUGAGCGCCACAUCUCCAACCACCUGUGCGGCACCUGUCCCGUCUCCGACGACCACCUGCUCUCUGAGAGAUCUUAUCGUUUAUCGGGCUGCUGGCGUCUAUCUGGUUCCUCUUGCUGCUGGGAAUCCUUUGAACUCAGUUGGAAGACUUUCGGCUAAAGACUUAAAAAAAAAAGAAGGAUCAAACUUUGUUUCGGUUUUACUUUGUUGCCUCUUGAAAGUCUUUUGUGUCUUUGUGUGAGUGUUUGUGGUCUCUGGACUUCUGGUUUCGAACUUAAUCUGCCUGGAAAGACAGGUGCUACUAGGAGACAUGGGUAGGUUUACAAGCAGUCUGUCAGCUCUCCUGCUGGUUCUGGUCAUGGUGACGUCUUCAGCAUCAGCCCUUGACAUCAGCCACCUCCCUGGACAUCGGCAGCACACCAAGAGAUCAGGUAUGGGUGGCGGGCACCUUAGCGGACCGUACCUCCUCUACCUUUUGUCCAACCCGCACGACCGCAUGGCAGUUUAUGGCUACGGAUACCGACAGGCCGACUACAACAGACACAACGCCAAAGCUGAGCAAGAAUGCGCGGCUUACGAACCCUUCAGGUGCCCAGGUGGUGAGGUUUGCAUCUCCAUCCAGUACCUUUGCGACGGCGCCCCCGACUGUCCUGAUGGCUACGAUGAAAAUGCUAGACUUUGCACUGCAGCCAAGCGCCCACCAGUUGAGGAAACUGCUUCCUUCCUCCAGUCUCUGCUGGCUUCCCACGGUCCCAAUUAUUUGGAAAAGCUGUUCGGCACGAAGGCCCGUAACGCUCUGAAACCCCUGGGAGGCGUCCAGGAGGUGGCUGUAGCACUCUCAGAAUCCCAGACGAUCGACGACUUCGGCCAAACUUUACACUUGAUGAAGUCUGACGUGGAGCACCUGCGGUCCGUCUUCAUGGCCGUCGAAAAUGGUGACAUCGGGAUGCUCAAGUCCUUGGGAAUCAAGGACUCCGAGUUAGGGGACGUCAAGUUCUUCUUGGAGAAGCUGGUCAACACGGGCUUCCUGGACUGAGCAGGAGGCCGCCGAGGAGCAAAAGAAGAAGGGGGGGGGCGGGAGGAAGGCUAGAGAAAAGGAGGAAGAAGGAGAAGAAGAAGAAGAAGAAGCAGAAGCAAGGGGAUCGCUGAAUGGCUUUAAAGACUGACUGAUGUGAAAAUAGAGGCAUAUGAAAAGUUGGAAAUAAAGAACUGUCAUAUCCUAAUUUUUCAGAUAACCCACAUGGAACUAUCUCAAAACCAUGAACUGAUCUUUCAGUAUGACCAUAACAAAGCCAACAAUAUUUACUCACACUAGAAAAAAGAAAUAUAAGAUAGAUCACAGCCACCAUAUGUUAUUUAAGCAAUGUGUAGUGUAGACAGUUACUGCAAUAUUCAUAAAUAAAAUUUUACUUCUGUAGCACUUGGUAUGUUAGGCUUUUGAACAAUAAGUACAUUAUGGUUUUUCUUUUCCAUUUUAUCCCUUAGGUGAAGUAUCAGUCAAUUAUAGACUUAAUUAAAUUUAAGUUAAUAUAAAUAUAUAAAUAUAUAUAUAUAUAUAUAUAGCACCGUUUACCUUAACUAGAUGAUUCAUAGAUAUUUUGUGAAUAGAUGUAUAUUAACAGGCUUCUGUUGUGUCAGUAUCCGGUGAAUUAAACGUAGGAAGUUCCUUUCAUAUUUUCUGUGAUAUUUUUUCCUACUGUCUCAAACAUUUCCGUGCGAACAGGAUCAUAUGUUUUUUUGUAACUCUAUCCUUCUAGGUUCCGCGAGUUUGAGCCCCACGAUUUUUACCUGGAAAGCUGUGGCUCUCUAAAGCUCUCGCGUCGUCAGAUGACUGAAAUUGCAUUCUGUCUGUAGUUUAAACUGGAGAUCAACUAGAAGCGCGUUCGGUUACAUCAAAGGCGAAACCGUGCUAAUCACCCUGUUCUGAAUAAUCGUUUUCUUCCUUACCUUGAACUCUCACAUCCAAUCUACUAAACCUUCAGGAUAUUUUAACGUGCUCUGGGUGAGGUCAUCAUCAUCAUCAUCAUCCAGCUGAUAGUAAAACCGGAUGACCUGACCUUGGCAUGUUGACACUUGACAGAUUCAUCAAACCAACCAGCGAUUUUAUUCCUUGAAACGAAGUAUUCAGUGUUUUGUGAUAUUUAAGAAAAACUUGUUUAUUUUUAUUUUUACGACAGGAUAUUGACCAUGGUUUGUGGUGUGGAUGUUUGUUGACAUUGUUUCAGAAUUUAUAUUAUGAUUAAUUUAUUUUUAACUGUACGUUUUGCAUAAGCCUUUCGGAGCGAAAAUUUUUGUUGGUAGAAGGAAUUUCAUAUAUUAACUUAUUCCAUAAAACUGCAUACUUCACGGCACUCACACUGCUUAUAAAUAUACUUGACUUCCUUUUUGCUCUAUACUCGUCUUUUCAUUUCAUUUUAAGUACAUUUGCAUAUAUGUAAUCUAACAUACACUCGAAGUUACAAUGAUUCAGUUACAGUUUUAAUUCUGUGUAUGAUAAUAAUAUUUAAUGGUUAAAGUUUAUACAGUCAAUGGAGCGAAAACUUCCCCCAGACUAAAAAAAACUUCAUUUGUUUCAAUGACAUUUUGCUGAUGGCCGCACCAUCAGUGCUUUGACAUUGCACCUUCAACAAAAUAUCCAAAACAAACUUGUGGAUCCGUAUGUGUAAACGAUGGCAACAUACGGGGAAACAAACACGUCGGAAAUGACACAAUACAAACAACAUUUACAAAAAGAAGAAAAAACAAGACAUGACUUGAAAAUAUUUAAACAAUCUUUUUAUUACUCAACAUGAUAAAAAAAACCAACAAAGUUUUGGUCGAGACGUUACUCAAUUAUUGACUCUCGUGAUUUUUCUCCCUUUUUAUGUGAGUUAACUUCACAGCAACUCUCUCCAAAGGUAUUAGUGACUAUGAGAAGCUUGUCUACCUAAGAUUAGGUCUGUAAAGUUUGUGUGAUUUUUCUGUUCUCUGUCUGCCUGCAUGACACUAUGGCUUUUCAAUAUAUGUACAGAGGAUCUCGAUAUGUAUCCAAAUACCACGGGAAAAAUGAAGCAUGGUCUGGCCCACUUUAAAUGAUAGCUUUGCUGACUCGUAAUACUCUCGUUAAAUUGUCUGAAAGUUAGUUACCUUUGUUUUUCAUUGUGAUGAUGAAUACGUUAAUUGCUGGAUUACUUGACGGUACGCUACAAUAGUGCUGUUACGUAUUAUUCUGUCAUGUGCAGGGUUGCAGUACAAUGUAUAAUGACAAUACAAAAGGCUAUAUUUUUAAGUUUGGCUAAAAAUUGUGUCAUUUUUCUGCUGGUAUUUAGAUAAUGAAUGAAAGACCUCAUAUGCACAGAAUAUAUUUCUUAGAUAUUUUUUUUUUCUUUUUGUUAGUGUAGAGGGCAAUAAGUAUGAUGUUUUUCUCCCUUCUAUGUAUAUUCCAAGCACAUUUCAUGCAAUGCAAACUGAAGUAAUGAUUGUGGUGAUGUUUUUAACAGGCUACAACCACACAAACGUCAAAGGUUAUUGUAAUAGGUGUUUUGGUGUGUGAUUCAUUACAAAAAUUGGCAAAUUAUCAGGUGUAGCAUUAAGACCAGAUGUAACAAGCGUUUAAAAAUGCUGUCAGAUAAAGUAUUUGAAAUGUGAAAUUCCCCUUUAGAGGUUUAAUUCAAGUAACAAGUGAAUUGAUGAUGACAGGCAAUUUAUAGGUCUUUGGAAGGAAUACAUAAUAUCAACAACAUAAGAAGAAGCUCAGUUGUACUGACCAAGGAAAUAUUCUUAAAUACUCUUCUCAUGAAACAGAGAGACAUUUUGAAUCUGCCGCUUGUUACCAAGAAUUAAAAGGGAAAUAAGAAAAAGUUCGCUGGAAUUCCAGCUCAAGGACCCAAGGGCUGUAUACAUAAAAUUUAGCAUAACUGUUACUUUAUGGUAUGAAAGCCUUCAAUGUGCAAAUGCAAAUAAAAACAUUUCUAAACUAAAAUUGUGAUUUUGAAUAUUCUCUCUUUUCUUCUUCAGCUAAAAAUGUACCAAGAGUAUAAGGCAGACAACAUUGAACCUUAAAUGUUCACAGGGAACUUGCGUUCACAUUGACAAUAAAGACCUGUCUAUAUUUCUAAGGCACAGAAAUAAAAAUUCUUAUGUCUACAAAUGAUUAAGUUGCUUGCAAAAGGAAACGAUAACAGUGCACAAGGUGGCAUAAAAUUCUCAGCAGUUACAGUUCAUGAUUUUCAAAAUAUGCCUGCGUCCAUUGUUGGUCAUAUUGCCGAGAGGUGGUACUAUCGUCAUUUCCUUGCAUCUUCAUUCUGUGGCUCUGUUAGGGAAUUCAAGAAGCGGCGAUGAAGUGGAACCACAAGAAUUUACGAUUAAAAACCCAGCAAUAUGAUUAGAAAUAGACACAGACGUAUUCUAUUUGAUACAGGAAGCAAAGCAUCCAUGUAGUAGUUUAUAUAAUAUAAUAAUAUGUUGUCAAAAAGUAACGUAGAUGCAAAAAAAGACUUCACUGUCAUCGAAGCUGUUCAAAUAAAGAUGAAUUUAAGCUGUGUAUAUAAUAAUAUUUUAAUUACAUUAUUCAGCUGCUAAAUUACCAAGUCAUGCUAUCAGAUAAUAUAAUAGAGGCUCAGCCAACAGUUUAUCCUGGGAUUCGCGCGCGCGCCAAGACUUUAGGAAAUCGAGUUUUUCUUAGAUGUAGAGUCAAUUUCUUGUAGCCGAGGAGCACGAAUGGGAUCCCUUGAUAAAAAUCGGUGUAGUUUAAAAUGAAGCCUGACAUCAUGUGAGUAUAAGACAUUUCCAUUACCAAUUUUUCUUUGUAAAGCACACUGUUUUCUUUCAAGUAAAAUAAAGCCAAAAUAUUUC
Messenger RNA from Macrobrachium nipponense, 4892 nucleotides. Its product is annotated as prohormone-4-like. The coding region runs from base 370 to 1095 and encodes 241 amino acids. The transcript has 6 exons. The record is from RefSeq and is a predicted model, not a curated record. Lineage: Eukaryota; Metazoa; Arthropoda; Malacostraca; Decapoda; Palaemonidae. Gene Ontology annotation, molecular function: protein binding.